AUGUCGACCGAGCUCAAGAACGUUGUGGUGAUCGGCGCGGCCACGGCGGGCAUUACAGUGGUGCAAACGCUCGCCAAGUCACUGCCACCAACGCAUCGCAUCGUGCUGAUCGAAGCCAAUCCGGUGGCCUACUGGUCCAUCGGCGCUCUUCGUGCCUCCGUUGCACCUGGAUUCGAGACCAAGGUGGUGCACGACCUCAACGGCAAGACCGUCUUCGGCGCGGAGACGCGACACGUCGUUCUCGCCGGAACACGCGUGGUGGACUUGCAUCCGGAGUAUGUGAUUGUCAGCCGCGACGUCUCGGGCGAACUGUCGGGUGUCGAACGCACGGAGAACGGGUCCAAAGUGGCCGUGGACCGCGUAAUUUUGGCUGUAGGGAGCGACUACGGUUUCCCCAUGCGCAUCGACCCUUCCGCUACCACGAAAGAGGAUGUAUUGGAACAGUUCAGGAAGACCCAAAAGGAGGUGGCGGCAGCACAAGAGAUCCUGGUUGUGGGAGGUGGACCUACGGGCGUGGAGUUUGUCGGCGAAGUGCUGGACGAGCACCCGAACAAGGUGGUUACGCUCCUUACGCGUGGUUCUCUGCUGGUCUCUAACGGGAAGGACGACCUGGUGGGCGUGGGCAAGAAGCUCCUCGCCCAGCUGCAGGAGAAAGGUGUACGGGUGAUCCUGGAUGAUUCGCUCGAGCUCGAGGGGCAAAAGACCGGCCCACUGGAUGGACAAAAGACCUUCACGACAAAGAACGGCAAGGAGAUCAAGGCAGACUUUCUCAUGAUUGGAUCGGGCGGCAAAUCCAACACUGCCUGGAUCAAGAAGAUCGAUUUCGACCUGGUAGACGACAAGGGGCUGAUCAAGACGACGUCCACGUUCAACCUCGACUCGUCCAAGUGGGGCAAGUACUACGCCGUGGGCGACGCAGCCAACACCCCCGGGUUGAAGACGAGUCAGAUGGCGGGCAAGCACGCCGUGCCCUGCGCGCAGAACGUGCUGGCGGCGAUCAAGGGCGAGAAGGAGACCAAGAAGGCAGCGGUGCCGUCGGCGAACUUUUUCGUGGUGCCGCUGGGCAGGAAGGGUGGGGCGAGCUAUAUGGGGGUCAUGACGGUGGGUGGGUGGCCGACGGGCAUGAUCAAGGGGAAGGAUUUGUUCCUUGGCAUGUUUGAGGGGUGGUUCAAGGCGUGA
Molecule: messenger RNA, 1179 nt
Organism: Kalmanozyma brasiliensis GHG001
Lineage: Eukaryota; Fungi; Basidiomycota; Ustilaginomycetes; Ustilaginales
Product: Pyridine nucleotide-disulfide oxidoreductase, FAD/NAD(P)-binding domain protein
Exons: 1
Coding region: 1-1179 (392 amino acids)
Cellular component (GO): cytoplasm
Molecular function (GO): electron-transferring-flavoprotein dehydrogenase activity; flavin adenine dinucleotide binding
Source: RefSeq, a predicted model, not a curated record